Molecule: messenger RNA, 2127 nt
Organism: Chaetomium fimeti
Lineage: Eukaryota; Fungi; Ascomycota; Sordariomycetes; Sordariales; Chaetomiaceae
Exons: 9
Coding region: 1-2127 (708 amino acids)
Molecular function (GO): monooxygenase activity; lyase activity; FAD binding
Source: RefSeq, a predicted model, not a curated record
AUGGGAGACGCGACAGUUUCAUCCCAGCAGCCAUUGAAGGUGUUGGUGGUCGGGGCAGGAAUCGGAGGUCUCAGUGCCGCCCUCGGCCUACGUCAACAGGGACAUGAAGUGACGCUCUUUGAGAGAUCACAGCUUGCCCAGGAGACUGGCGCUGCCAUCCACCUGGCCCCGAACUGCCAUAGCAUCCUCAGGAGGUUCGGCGUCUUGCCCGAAGUCUUUGGUGCCAAUCCGGUCAAUGGCGUCACCGAAUACGAUGCCGAAGGCAAUUUGAAGUUCGACUUGGACUUGAGAAAGCCCUUGUCGAUAUGGCAACAUCCAUGGGUACUCUCUCACCGUGUCCGGCUCCACGAGGAGCUGAAGCGUAAAGCACUAUCCACGGAUGACGAGGGGACGCCUGCCGUGCUCAAGACCUCGAGUGUCGUAACGGCCGUCGAUACUGAUACUGGAACCGUCACACUCGAAGACGGCUCGUCAUUCUCGGGAGACUUGGUGUUGGGGGCAGACGGAGUUAGCUCCAUCACACGCAGCAUCGUUGCCGGACCAGAUAUCAAGCCUUUUGGUUCGGGCAAGAGCGCAUUUAGAUUCCUCGUUCCCAUCGACCAGAUCCGUGAUAAUCCGGUAACCGAAGCCCUGGGGAAACGUGAAGGAUACAUGACCAUGUGGAUGGGCAACGACCGCCGACUCGUCAUGUACCCCUGCUCCGAUAACACCAUGAUGAACUUUGUUGGUAUCCACCCAAGCGAGCUCUCGGCUUCCAAGGGAGAAGGCUGGAGCCGCGGAGUUAGCAAGGACGUUCUCAUCAAUGUGUUUGGCGGCUUCGGGACAACGGUACGGGCCCUCUUAGAGAUGGCCGAUGUCAAUGCGCUCAAGGUGUGGACUCUGCUGGAUAUGAACAGAAUUCCUACCUGGUACAAGGGGCGGUUGGCGCUGCUGGGAGACGCAGCGCACCCCUUCUUGCCGCACCAGGGUCAGGGAGGAGGAAUUGCCAUCGAGGAUGCAGCGUCCCUAUCGGCUCUUCUACCUCGAGGCACAACCGUCGACAAAAUUCCCGAGCGGUUGGCGCUCUACGAAAAGGUCCGCGACGAACGAGCGCACAAAGUUCAGGCCCUAACCAGGAUAGCGGGAACGGAUCUCAACGAUGAGAACCGCGAGAAGUUCAACAUCAUGGAGUUCAUGCACUACAACUUCGGACACGACGAGUGGCACAACUCAACCCGUGCUUUGAAGGAGAACCUCUGGUACCUCAACGGCACCGGAAUUCGCCGGCGUGUACCACUAUCCUUUGGGCCAAUGCCCAGUCCUCGACAGGACCAUUUCGGCCGACCGAUCCCUGCUCACGACUCAGGCUUCACGACGUACUCGGUCCGCUUCCGGACUUCGGCAACCUACCUCAAGACGUGGUUCCCCACCCCCGAGUUCAGCUUCUCCUCGCCCGGCACUGUGGCUGAGGCCAGUUUCCGAUGCACUGAGCUGCGGGAUAUGAAGUGGCUCGGUGGUGGCGGGUACAAGUAUCUCGGUCUCUGGAUCCACGGGGUGCAGUACACGCGCAAGGAUGGAAGCAAGAUCCAUGGCUCGUUCUUGGUGGUCUUGCUGGAGUCGUUGGCCGAUCCCAUCAUCACUGGGCGUGACGAGCUUGGAAUGCCGAAGGUGUUCAGCGACAUCGACAUCAAGAAGGGAGACGCGGAGGGUUCGGUCAACAUUGAGUGCAGCUGGAGAGGACAGAGCUUUUUGCGCUUCCACCUUGAUGAUCUGCAGGAGGGCGCCGCUGACGAACCCGAACCCGAGCCCCAAGGCCCCAUCAACCCCCACGCUCCUCCCAAGCCCAAGGACGAAGGGACCAUGUUCUACCGCUAUGUUCCGGCGGUUGGCAAGCCCGGUGAGGCCGACGCGGCGUACGCUGUCCUGAUCCGCGAGGGCAAGGAGUCGGCCACACCACGAGUCGUGCAGAGAACCUGCCGUAACCAGAGCAGCCGGCUUGAGUUCACGGAAGGGAACUGGGACAACCUGCCAACGCUUCAUAAUAUCGCGGCCGGGUUUGCGGAGAUUCCGGUUUACGGCAUUGUUGAAGCGAAGACGGAGGAGGGCACCGGGGUGGAUGACUUGGCGAAUGCGGAAAGGAUCGAGUAG